AUGCCGCAGCAAACGUCAUUAAUAAAUCCAAUUGGCUUUAAGAUACAUUGGAUGAAAUUGCGUGAGGCAAAAUCAGCAGAAAUAAUAUGGGAGGCUAGUGAUAAUUUAACAUUUCCAAAUGAGGAAUUACGUGCAUGGAUGCCAAAAACAUGUGGACGAAUAAUACGUGAAGUGAAUUUUUCCACAGUGAGACCAAUGAAUUGGUUUCGAAUGGAGCAAAAAUUAUUUUUAAAAGAUCGUUUAUUUAAUGAAUGGUCAUUUGAAUCGAGUAGUGUUGGUGAACGUACAUUAACUGCACCUGAACUAUUGAAAUUACCAGUGGAAAUAUUUAAUGGCGAUAUUGUACUUGAGACAAAAUUUUUCUAUCAAAAUAAUCCAAUUGCAUCCAAUAGAAUAAGAUUUUUCAUAGAUUAG
This is a messenger RNA of Leptopilina heterotoma, 414 nucleotides long. Its product is annotated as retinal rod rhodopsin-sensitive cGMP 3',5'-cyclic phosphodiesterase subunit delta-like. Gene Ontology annotation, cellular component: cytoplasm. The record is from RefSeq and is a predicted model, not a curated record. The transcript has a single exon. Lineage: Eukaryota; Metazoa; Arthropoda; Insecta; Hymenoptera; Figitidae. Bases 1 to 414 code for a protein of 137 amino acids.